Aedes albopictus (Asian tiger mosquito) is the source of this 3532-nucleotide messenger RNA. RefSeq lists its product as uncharacterized. Gene Ontology annotation, biological process: P granule organization; spermatogenesis; piRNA processing. The coding region runs from base 218 to 3358 and encodes 1046 amino acids. The transcript has 5 exons. Gene Ontology annotation, cellular component: P granule. NCBI's taxonomy places the organism in Eukaryota, Metazoa, Arthropoda, Insecta, Diptera, Culicidae. The record is from RefSeq and is a predicted model, not a curated record.
CAACGGGCAACCUUCGCACUUUUGGUUUGAUUUUCAAGGCGAGUGGACGCGGUUUGUUUGCCGGUGGUUUCUUUGAUCUUCAAUCGGCCGAAAACCGCGUGUUGUGAUUCGUUGCGUUUUUUUUUCUGCGGCUGUCGUUUUGGAUAAAGUUAAAAGUCGUGGAGUACCUAGAAGUUAGUGAGAAAACAACUAGUGCGUACAGUCUGUAGCUGUGAUAAUGAACAUUAUGAAAAAGUGUGGCUUUUGCCAGCAACCGGCUGGUCUGAUGUGCAGCCGUUGUCUGGAAGUGUACUGCUCCGUCGAGUGCCAGAUUCGCGAUUGGUCCGAGCAUAAGAAAGUUUGCAUCGUUAUUCCCAAGCUGUACCCCAACGACAGCUAUUUAGAUGUGUUAGCGAGUGGCGUAACGCUACCCCUGAGAAGCUCGUCCUUGAUCGAGCAGGCUUCGAGCCGAAUGCUGGCGAACAAUGGGCGCUCGCUGAGGCCAUUGCGCAAGCCAAACUUUCCGAUGGGAUCGGUUGAGGCGUCGGUUGGACGGGAAGCAACAGCAUCCCUUCCGGAUGGAUGCGACAACGAGCAGGAGGACAAGGUUGAAUCCAACGGAAGCGUAUCGAAUACGGUUAGUAACAUUACCGUAUCGACAUCCGAUUGCGAGAAGCGGAUGUCAAAGAUGAAGAUCGAGGAAAUCGGCCAGAACGGCAUGGUUAAAGAAUCGGCGAAGCCUAAGAAUCCGGUUGGCGCCGAAAAGCCACAAUCGUUGGCCAACUUGAAGUUGGAAAUGAUCAAGAAUCACAAGAAGUACGUCGAAAAUUGUCAGGGUGCGGCUGCGGCAUUACCAGCGGGAGGUGCUCCGCCGUCAAACAAGCAGCGCAACAAUUGGCUCUUGCAUUUCCCGCUAGAGAAAGCCGACGGAGAGCCCUUCGAGGUGAUCGUACAGUACGUUGUGGCCAACCGUCCCAAUGAAUGUUGGGUCAUUUCGGCGGACCACGAAACGCAGUGCGAUAAGUUGUUGCGCGACAUCAACGGGCAGAUCAAUCCGAAGGGUGAUCCCAUCAAGUACGAUGAUGUGCAGGUUGAUGAUAUCUACGCUGCACCGUACGAAGGUCUUUACUAUCGGGUGGUGAUCUUGGAGAAGGUUGACGAGGCCAAGUCUUUGGUGAAAGUUCGCCUCAUCGACUACGGGAACGAAGCGAAUUUGCCCGCAUCCGACUUGCGAGCUCCCCUCACGCUGAUGAAGAACCUGCGUGCAUUCGCCUUUUUGAUCGAGAUACGAAAUCUGAACCGGCCACUCAAGCUGACCGAAACCAUUCGGAUCGGAAUUGUACGAUCGGAAGCUGACCGGAAGAUUGUGGAUAUCGAUCUGGGUCCGACGAGUUUGUUGGAACUGCUUGGGAAGGCGAACCAAGUCGUUGGCGAAGGCGGAAUUGUGGCCAUUCUUUCUUCCCGGAAAGCUUUGAUCUUGCUCUCGUCAGAACCGGUGAUGCCGAUAAUGAAGAUUUUGUACACUCAGAUGCCGGAGGCCGCAGCAAAGUUCCCGAAGGCCGAAAACGUCAAGGUGGGUGAUUUGGUUUGCGUGGAAAUCGAAGGAGUCGGCUGGUCAAGGGCUCAGGUUAUGGAACAACACGACCGUAAUCGGAUUGUGUACACGAUUGAUAAUGGAACGGUGGAGUUGGUUAACGCAGAAGAUAUGCGUUCCUUGCCGGAUGAGUACAUGAACAAGCCACGGCUCGUGUUGCAAGUAGACUUGACCAAUGUGGUUAUGAACGAACAGGAAUUCAAACGACUCUGCUAUAUGCCAAGUUUUGCGUUCAGCUUCGAGCGGUUGAGUUACGACAAGCAACAACGCCGGAUGAAGUGCCUGAUGAAGGACGUUGAAGCUAAGCGGACCCUGGCGGAGGUAGAAUUCGGGGAUUUUGUUUGCGAUCUGAAGACGGUUGGGAUCAAUUAUUGGCCGAACAUUCCUCAAGACAAGAGCAUUGUCAAGAUUUCCUCCGUGCUGGACGUGGGAACCGUGAUUAUCUGUCCGAAGGGCAAGGUCAAUGUCUAUACCGAGCUGCUACAAUCGGUAAUGCCGACAUUGACACGUUUGACCGCCGUUCCAAACGUAAAGGAUGUCGUUGUAGCCGUGGACGACGUCAUGAUGCCAUACCGGGCACGCGUCCUUUCGAUUCCGUCACCGAAGGAGGUUGAAGUUCUGGACCUGGACAAUGGGCACAUCAGGAAAACGCCCCUGCAAAACUUGUACACCACCAACGGGUUCGUGAACAAUCUACCAGUCUACACCGUAAAGGUUCAGAUUCGAGACAUGAACGUUUCGGCGAUCAAGGAUCAGGCCUGCGUUCUAGAUCAGCUGGAUGCAUUCAGAACCGGCAAGCGGGAGUUCCGAAUGAUGUUCGAAGGCGGAUCGUACAUGUACGGAGUCAAGUUGAUCGAUCUGAGCACCAGUCGCUCGCUGGUCACCAUCCUAAUGGAACACCACGACAAGAAACUACGGGAAGUCGAAGAAGCAGCUAAAAAGAAACAAGAUCAAGAGGAAGCCGCGAAGAAGAAACGCGAACAAGAGGAGGCCGCGAAGAAGAAACGCGAACAAGAGGAGGCCGCGAAGAAGAAACGCGAACAAGAAGAGGAGGACGCACGUCGAAGGGCGAAGGAAGCGACCGAAGCCAAGGCUAAGCAGGAGGAACAGCGUCUUGAAGCCGAACGGAAGGCAGCAGCCCAGGCAGCGGCGGCUGCAGCAGCCGCCCGUGCAGAGCAGGAACGAAAAGAUCGCGAGGAGCAGGAACGCAAAAAGAAAGCAGAAGCGGAGGCCUCUGCUGCUGCGGCAGCAACUGCGACGGUAUGUUCUACGUUGAAGAUCGACGAUCUGCAACUGAUUCCGCUUCCGGCGGGAAAGAGUGAUGUCAAGCUUACCAUCCUGGACGACAGCGAUCUGGCGCAAGGGGCCAUCACCGUCUGCGAAGUGACGGAGCAGAAUGUGAAACGGUAUGCGACCUUGACCGAUGAGGUAAACAAGCUGGCCGGAAGGUGUGGCGGCGAUGGUUAUGCACCAAAGUUGGACGAACUGUGCAUUGCCAUCUUUGACCUCGAUAAGAUGUGGUACCGAGCCGUUUGCAUCGAGCCGCAGCCUGAGAACAACAUAUUCUUGCUGCAAUUUAUCGACUAUGGUAACGUGGCGACCGUUAAGCGUGAGUCGAUUCGAACUAUGCCGAAGGAGCUGGCCUUCCCAUGCGCGGCUCACACGUGCAUCGUCAAAGAUGCAAAAAAAGUGGUGGCAACGCUGCUCCAACAACAGACUAAGCAGGGCUACGUAGUGGCCCAGGAGAUCAAGUCCGAGGGCGAAAUCUACUCGUUGAAGUUUUAAGCUUUUUCGUUUUUUUUUUCACAUAAGUAGAUCGAUUAUUGUUAUUCCUUGUACUACAGAAGAACAACUUGUUUACAUUUUUCUUUUCGAUAUUGUUUUUUCGAAAUAAUAUUUUUGCUGUAUGACCACAUUUAAAAUGACCUACCGAAUAAAGUUUCACAGCUGGACAGUUAA